Raphanus sativus (radish) is the source of this 1739-nucleotide messenger RNA. RefSeq lists its product as uncharacterized. Bases 689 to 1480 code for a protein of 263 amino acids. The transcript is spliced from 2 exons. The record is from RefSeq and is a predicted model, not a curated record. Gene Ontology annotation, molecular function: zinc ion binding. Lineage: Eukaryota; Viridiplantae; Streptophyta; Magnoliopsida; Brassicales; Brassicaceae.
UUGCAGUAGAGAGUGUCUUCCUUUACUCCUCCCCAAACAAAAUUUAUCGAAAACCAAACGGCGGAGGAACUGGUUUUCCGGUUAAAGCUACUCAAAAAGAAAAAAACACUUAUCUGCAAAUUUUUUUUUUGUGAAGGUUUUCAUGGAGACGAGAAAGAUAAUUCCAGUGUUCUGUUACUGGAACGGGUGUAUUAAAGAUGGCCCUGAUGGUCCACUCUACGAAGGAGGAUCAAGUCCAAGAGUGAUCAGAGUUGAGAGGAAAACCAGUUUACCUAAAUUGUUAGAUGAUCUGCAUCGAGUCACUGGAUUUGACAAGGGUAAGUUCAAGAUAGAUGUGAUUGGUAGAUACCCUUCCAUUGUUCAACAACCUCUGGUUAAGUAUAUCCGUCUGCCCGUUGUGGAUGAUUCUAGUCUCGAGACCAUGCUCGAGGUCCCAACUUACCACCUUUCCAUCAACAAUCUGGAGUUUUAUUUAGAGGUCACACCUGUUGUUAAUGCUCCUUCCUUAGCAAAUCAGGUGACGCGCGCGAAAGCGUCCUCGGCAAGAUGAUAAUGAUGCAAACUCUUCCCGCUAGCGUUUGCGCUUGUUGUUUCUUAAGAAAAGUCGUCUGCCGAUUCUUGGCGUUGGUUCUUCGCGUGCAUCAGAAAGAAAGCAACGCAGAGGGAAGGUCUUUGUCUAAUAACGACUAUGGAUCCUGACAUUGUUACGGUUGUCAACGAGCCUGAGUGUCGGUGGGCGCAACACCGCUUCUGUCUCAGGCAUCUUUGCUUCGAGUUUUACGAAGCUUUCCGUAACAAUCUCAUGACGGAGUUUGUCUACAAGGCUGGAUCCACUGUGUGCGUUUCGAGUUUCGAUUACUACUUGAAGAAAAUCGAGGAGAUGGAUCCAGAGGCGCGGAAGUGGGUAGACAAAAUACCUCCACAUAAGUGGGCUCUGGCUCAUGAUGAAGGCGGAUUGAGAUUUGGUAUCAUGGAGACAAACUUGAUCUUUGCCACUUACGGUUUCAUAAACCAUAUCCCUGAUCUCCCCAUCACAACUUGCGUCUUGCUAAUCUUCGAUCACCUGGCAGAGCUUUUCAUAUCCCAACGUGAGCUUCUAAACAGUGGAGACAAGAAGUAUGCUAAACAUGUCAUGACAAAGCUUGGAGAGUACAAUAAGGGAACUUAUGAUGUGCUGCCACUAGACAAUACCGGAGAGAGGUUUCAAGUUGUUGUCGCGGAUGGAGAUAAUAACAAGAGAUUUGUUGUUCAUCGCGUUGAUAGGGUUUGCACUUGUGGGAUGUGGCAACUUUACAAGUAUCCGUGUUCUCACUUGUUAGCGGUUUGUAGGAGGCUGAGCGUUGACUUUUUGCAGUAUGUCAACGACUACUACAAUACAGAACGUUCUCUUCAAGUUUACGCUGCUGAGUUCAAUCAUGUUCCGGGGUUUUCUGAAUGGCCGGAGGCUUCUGACGCUCCGAGGCUCCUUCCUCCCAGAUGAUGAGGUUGCACUUCAACCAACAUGAACUAAACAGAGAUGGUGGUGGUAUGUUUUAUUGGUGUAAUGUUGUUUUUUUUGGUAUUAAAAACCGGUUUGGUUUAUGUGGCUAAUGUAAUGCUUGGACAAAGUAGUUUUUAUUGUGUGAAAAUGUAUUUCUGGAAGUGUAAGUUGGUGGAUUUUGAAUUUACAAAUGGCAAUAACCGGUUUAAUGUAAGUUAUUAGGAGGAUUGAUGUAUGAAACCAGUUAUUUUAUUGUGGC